Molecule: messenger RNA, 2948 nt
Organism: Centruroides sculpturatus (bark scorpion)
Lineage: Eukaryota; Metazoa; Arthropoda; Arachnida; Scorpiones; Buthidae
Exons: 2
Coding region: 165-587 (140 amino acids)
Source: RefSeq, a predicted model, not a curated record
UAGGUCGUCAUAGUUACCCGAUGACGUAGUCGCAUUCAUUGUGUGUUCGGUUCCGGCCGCCAUUACUGUAUUCUUGUAACGUCCGUCGUUUGUCGGAAAGAAUUAAAUUAUUUAAUGUUUUCAAAAUUUACGAAGACGAAGGUGCGCUAAUUGUAAGUUACACGAUGUAUCCUUUGGUUAUUCAUAGCACGGAUAUGAAGACUGACGAACUUUUAGAUAUGAUUUCCAGUAUCGCUAGAAAAAAGAACAAAAUUCGCGGUAAUUUAAGAAUAGAAGUGCUUCUGGAAGAAACGUACAAGAAAAUAGACAAAGAACUUAAACAGAAGCAACUGAAAAGGAAGAGGAAAUGGGAAGAGAUGAAAAUAGAAAUGUGCAAGAAGGCGAGGAUCGCCAUCGAGUCUUGCGUGGACGUGACGUCGACGAAAAUUCACGAGGACGACGAGGACGAUGACCCUUUCGAACUGAACGGUUUCUUUCAAAGAUUGAAAAGUGCAACGCCAAAUGUUCCCGAUGUGGUAACGGCGUGGGUCCACUGCUCGGUCUCUCGAAAGAGUCGCACAAGACCGGUGGGCAAAUUGAUUCGGUAAAAUUCAGGUUUAAAUGUGUGAUCCUAACCGAAUGUGACCAUCCAGUAUUUAAAUGUUUGUACAUAUUGUAAUUAAUUUUGUAUAUAGAUAAAAAUAUAUAUAAGUAUAUAAAUUAAAACCUUUGCAUGAUUUUAUAAAAAUGUCAAAUGUUUUAAAAAUUUUUUCAGCAGUUUUACCGUAGGUCGGGAGAAUUCGGAAUUAUUUGGGUUCUGGCCGCCGUUUUUAAUAUCGGGUCGAGAACGGCGGGGGAAACGUUAACGAAAUCGUUUGGUUUUCGUAUUUUUGACCCCGAUAUUAAAAAUGUUGCGAUGGCGAUAAAUAAUUCUCUCUCUUCCUCUUAUGUGUGUACGAAUGAACAAAUUAAUCGUUCUUUUUCAGGUUUUUAUUAUUAUAUAAUUUUUAGUUGUCACGUAUCACUUUUUUUUUUGUUAUGCUCGAUCACUGUUUUUAAGGUUAGGUUCAUUGACCAAUGAUGCACUCUGAUGACCUAUCGUACCUUCAUGUCCGGUUUGAGACCGAAGAUUGCUGCCUGCGGACGGAACGGAACUUGGUAUGUUGCAGAACUAAGUUGAAUGUUUGCAACAUUAAUUUUUGCAUGUGCGUGGGCAAUGUUGUUUGUCUUAACCACAUUUGUUUAGGAAUUGCCAUUUCUAUUAAACAGAUCUGGUUACACAAACAUUUUUGCAACCUCUAACGAGAAGUUUAAGUUUAAAGAAGCGAAAACCAUGGUUACUUUAUUUAUAUGUAAUUUUAGUUAUCAUUUAUAUAAAAUUUGUGUAAUUUGGAAAAGGAAACACAAUGUUUUAGAAUCUGACCGGACUUAAAAUGCUUUUAACGUGUAGAUUUAUUGAAUUUUUAACACAUUUUGAGUGUAUUGAAACGUCCUUGGAGUAUACUUUAAUUUUUGUUCCCCCAAAGUGAAUGAACGGUUUUCUUUUAUAGAGUUUUUGUGGAAUACAACCUAUUCCAUGAGAAACUGCAUAGAAAUUGCCGAAAGCCGUUGCUGUUAUGAAACGGGAAGUUGUGCUGGAUUAUCGUUCCUUUUCUUACAGGUAUUAAUUUUAAGAAGUAAAUUAAAUAAAGCAUCAAGGUUGUGCUUGAGACUUGAUAUAUAUAUAUAUAUUUUUUUAUUUGUAAUAAACUAAUACAUUUCACAUACUUUGUUUCUAAAACAAUUUAUAUUUUUAAUGUGUAUAUUAGAAAUAUAAAUUGAUAAGAAAAAUUUUACAAUUAUUUUCAUACAAAUCAAAAGUUUUAUAUAAAACAGUAUCUGGUAUGAAGAUAAUUCAAUUUUUAACAACCUGGUUCAUUUAAUGAAAAUUAAAAAUUUUAUGUUAAUGCAGAUACAUUGAUGAAUUUAUCCCUCACGCAAAUUAAACUAUUGUGUAAGUUGAAAGUACUUUAUGAUCACAAAUUUUUUCAUACUUUUUAAGAUUUUAAUGACAAUUUUUCAAAUAAUAUAAGUGACUAUGUAUAAUGUAUACUAUAUAAUAUCGUCUAAGUAAUGAAAAGUCGCCAUUUCAGCAUACAAUGGAAUUAAAUCUGAUGCAAUAAAAUUAAAGUUCACGUUCUGCUAAGACAUCGCCUGCAUGUAGUUGCGUAGAGUUUUCCUAAACUAUAUUUUGGAUGAACUAAGAAUUUCUUGGUAAGUAUAUUUAUAUCAGUUAAGAAAAUGGAAUUCUAUAAAUUUUAAACAUUCAAAAUAUCUAAAUUUAUAAGAGGUUUUUAAUAUUAGAAGUAACAAUUUUUACAUUUUGAGAUCUUGAAUAAAGUAACAAAAAAAUCUACUGUUCACUUACGUAUUAGAAUUUCUCUUUGGCAAAACGUAUAUAAAUCAAACAUUUCUUACACAAGUACAAAACCAUAUGUUCUUAUAUAAAGGUUAUAUGUAUAUUUGAAACAAUUGUUAUUGCUUGUUUAAAUUAUGAUACCAAUACUAUAUGCUUAUAAUUGGAUGAAAGAGGCAAAUACUAAAUUUUAUUAGGGUAACAUAAUCAUUUAUUUCAAAAAAACUUGUUUAAAAGAUAACACAUUGUUAGUAUAUACCGACUAUUACCUUACAUUAGUAGAUACAUGAUAUUAGGAUAAAAUUACCAAAUAGUUGUGAAAAUUUGGAUCAAAUUUACUUUAGGUAGCCAAAAUGGUGGUGCUUCGUUUUGUUUCCAUUAUACCCCGUUCACACCGAGCAUUUCGAUCUAGAUUGUGGCUUAAGUCGGAGAGAGUUCCGCGGUGCGAACGCUCUCGACCGUUUCAAUCUCGACUGAAACGAGGCUAAAUCGCGAUCGACUGGAGAGAGUUCUCGAAACUAGAUCCAGUUAUAAGAGAGAUCCCACAAUCCCACGCGCGCGAGAAAAUACAAGA